CGCGGGUCGGUAUGGUACGACUCGCGACUGCUGUAGCUAGUACUACUACAUGUACUAGCCUACAGUCAGACUACAUGUAGGUGUCGUACAAAAAUUCUCCAAUGAUUCAAUCCUGCUUGGAAGGCAUAAUCGGGAAUGUCAUGUUCACUCUUGUGUGAAUUGUUUGAACAUACAUACCGGUAAUAAUUUAUUCUAAUGGCAUCACGAGAUAAAAAGGCUGCACUGAACUCCUAGAAGGCUAGAUCCUCUGAUCUGUAGCGUAGCGUAGCGUGCCCAACUAGUCCCUACAGAGCACGACAGUAGUCCACCUGUGGAGUUAGCGGUUUUCAUUACAUUAGUAGCACGUCUUCAGCGCACUAAUAAUUAUUUUGUAAUAGUGCAGAAAUACUGAAAGACGUCGUAGCCCGGUCUGCUUGUUACGUCUGCUGCACUGCAGAUGCAUUUGCCGUUACUUGAGCAGUAUUUCCCCUAGCUUGCAGUCAGCGUUUUAGUGCUAACAAAAAUCAUUUCAGGCGAGCGCGCACUGAGUCACUCAGCUCGCUUUUCCUUUUUCCUGCGUGAAUUUGAAACACUUGCAUUCUGUGUUCAUCCCCUAGCUCAUGCUGGCAAGUUCGUGAAGACUACUUCGCUCAGCAGCGGCGCUCAACUCCACUCCGUAGAUUUUGGCUUCGGGGCACCGCCAGUGAAGCAAGCGCAUCAGCUGCUGCUUUGGCUAGCCAGAAAGCUAGCGGUCGCUCUGAGCAUCAAACUCGACUACACGCAAUUAUUGUGGAAUUAAUUGUUGUGCUCCAGUGGCCUGUGUGUACGGACCAGCUUGUAGCCCCGCGUUGGACGGACAACGUGCGGUGAUUGGUGGACAAGCAAGCCUGCUCAGAAUACAGCGUGCGCACUUGUAUCAGCCUAGUAAAGACAUAAUUGUCACGGCUCUGUAGUGGGCAGUCUCCAUGAGCCAAGUGCAGAACGUCUGCUGCUAGAACUCAGUACUGGUGUCAUAGUGGUUGAACGAUAAGCUAGCGCACUGCAAGCGUACAACUGUGGGCAGUACAGGCUCUAGACUGCAUGUAGCUUUGAGCAUAGCAUGUCGUAGUUAGAGAACUUGCCUAGUUCUUUGUGUUAUCGUUGCCGAUCCGAUUUCGACGCCGAAUAUGGACUACGCCAAGCCUCGCGACCGUCCCAAGUUCUUGCAGAGCCGCAGCUGCAGCGUGCUGACUCUGCUGUUGGCUAUCAUCUUGAUCGUGGCUGUGAUGACUCCCCUGCCACUGAGCCUGCGUCGCAUGGACCUGCCCGUGUACAGCUCCACACAGUACCGGUCUCACGAAGUGCACUGGUACCGCUGCUUCAACCUCCAACGCCAGCCGAGCUUCUACGAGCUGAGCGAGCUGCUCGCUAACUGGUCCCGCUCGCCGGACGCGCUAUGCCAGCAGCUACUGAGCCAGUUCCAAGACAUGUACCAAGUAGAAUCUCGCGUGGGCGCAGUCAACGUCGGCCCAGAGUUCCGCGCCAAGAUCAGCGGGUGGCUGAAGCACGACGCCGCGCUGCUGGCCGAACUCAAGCGGCAAGUGGUCUUCUCGAUCUUCAACCGCUACACGCACGAGAGCACGCUGUUCAGCAAGCUGCGCUCGAAACGCCCGGGGCUGAGCAGCGACACGGAUCCCCGCGCGUUUGCCGAGCAGCUGGCGCGCGACACGGAAAAGUCGUGCGACUUUUGCAAGUACAAGACGAUGACGGCAUCGGAUAGUUUCGGUCGUCUUGAGUCCAAUCAUGCCGUCGCCGUGAGCAACGUGUUCAAGUACGAGGCGUUUCACGGCCUGAUCAUCCUCAAGAAGCACGAUCCGCUCUCCUUCAACGAAGUGGAGUUCAUGGACAUGAUGUCAUUGCUUCUCAGGUGGUUCAAAACAGCACACACGGAGCGGUCCGAGUUUCGAUUUCCGAACUUCAACUGGGACAUGCUGCCACGGGCAAGUGCAUCGCAGGUGCAUCCUCACGGCCAGGCUGCCCUGGCACCCGCACACAACUACGGCCUAAUGGAGCACAUCCGACUGGCGGCGGUGGAGUACCCGCUGCGGCACGGCGCCAUAGGUGGCAAGCAACUGAACUACUUCACCGUACUGCGCCAGCUGCACAACGUACUGGGUCUGAGCGUCACGCUCGGCCCAGCCUCAGCCAUCGCCUACCUGACGCCGAAAAAGGACUUUGAGAUCGUAGUCAUGGCGGCGUUGCCAGGCGACGAGUUCUUCCGGCUGGUGUACCACACGCUGCGCACGUUCAUUGAUGACCUGAAGCUGGUAUCCUACAGUAUGGGUAUGUAUCUACCGCCGGUGGAUCAUUGGAACUCGGCGGACGGCGCGGACAUUCCCGCCGUGGCGCGCAUCAUCAGCCGCGGCGACGUCAGCAGCGGGCGCUCGGACAUCAGCGCCAUGGAGCUGUUUGGAGCGUCGCAGGUGAAUCAAGACCCGUACGUAGUCAUAAACAAGUUACGCCGGCGUCUGCAGCGCAGUGGAAUCACCGUCACGUAACACACCGCUCGAUGCGUCAAUUCCCGUUGUCACGCAUCAUCCAGUGUGAUAUGGUGUAGCCGUUACGCUGCACUGUAGUCGGAUGCUACGAACACGACGCUGCGAGACCGCUCAGAGCUGCGGCAGCCUACUUGUUUGAUUGUGAUUGCGUCUGUGAGUAUCCGGACUGUGCAGUGGUGAUGCCGCUGCUGCUGCUGCUGCUCGUGUUGGAAUAAUGCUAGUGGUGCUGUGUUGUUGUUGCUGCUGCUGCUGCCACUGUUGCCACUGCUGGGGGCGGUGGUGUAGGAACAUGCUGUUGGAACGUGGUGCUAUCCAGCUUCUCAACAAGCCACUGCCACCCUUGUAGCCAUGCUUUGGUAUUGCUGCUGCUGCUGUGGGGCUGUGGCGGUGGUGCUGCUGCUGCUGGUGCUAUCCAGUGUCGCAACAAGCCACACUUGUAGUGAUGCAGUACACGAUCAGAGUAGAGUAGAGCGGUGCUCAUCAUCAUCAUCAUCCGAUAAUCUCGCUGAGUUCCGUGACCGCAGAGCACUGUACGCCGUCGGCCUCGCUUCCCCGUUGCCUGCCAUGCUGUUGCCAUGGUGUUGUCGCGUGGCUGCAGUCUCUGCUGCGGCCCGUGUGCUGACUUGCGACCGAGUGUGGCGUUGGCUGCGUCGUCGGUCCCUCUGUACGUCGUCGGUCCCUCUGUGCGUCGUGGGUCCCGCUGUGCGUCAUCGGCGUGCGGUUGGAGUGUCACCAUCGUGGUGUGGCGGUGGACACGUUUCUCUCGUUUCCAGCCUCCUCACGCAUGGUUUGGCCGCUGGCACGAUGUGUGGCGGACAUGUUUCUCUCGUUUCCAGCCUCCUCACGCAUGGUUUGGCCGCUGGCACGGUGUUUAGUAGGCCCAUGUCGAUUAGUAUUGCUGAGACAGCUGAUGAGUGGGUUUGGCCAGCACACGUAGCUCUUCCACACGUGGCUUUUGCAAGAACAGAUUGUUUGCCACCAGUGCGCGUAGCUCUCCCACGCGUACAGCUACUGCCAAGAACACCGUCACUCUGUACACGUGUGUUCACGUGCAGUUCUCUCAGCGUUUGCCGAGCUCAGCGUGCAGAAAUUCUCGCCAGCUCACACAACGCAUGCAUGGCCAGCAGCCGUGUUCUCUCUUCUUCGUUCCAUCCUGCCAUGUGUACGACCCCCCCUCCCCCCCCCCCCCCCCAUUCGACUGGGCCCAAUAGUGUCAUGCACACUUCAUCCAUAUCCAGUGAUGGCUGUGGAAUCCCCCAGUUGACUGGGCCUAGUAAUAGUGUCGCCGUAUACAUGUAUAUCUCAGAAACUCCCAACCUGUAGCUGCUCUCCAGCUAUCAUUGGUGUACAAAACACACCCUUUUAAGUUAUGAAUUAUGGGAAAGUAUCAGAGGAAUACACCACAUUUGGUGAUACGAAAUAUUCAAAUAUCAAUUUGGAUCCAAGCUGGUCCUCGGCUUUUUCCUUUUCUUUUUUUGGAGCUGAUGUGCGACAACCCCGCACAGUUCCUACCUCACUUUAGCACUUUAGCACUUUAGCUAACUAAGCGUAUUACUACAUGCAAGAGUAUAUAACCCCCCAGAGUGUGCAACGCCGAUCCAGUUCUGCAUAGGGUCUUGGUCGAGCGGAAUCGGAUCUUCUGAUGUCAUGCGUACACUCCACACCAGCGCAAGGCCGGUCUCGAGGCAGGGCACCGUUAUUAUUGAUCCGAGAGGACCCACGACUCCCCGGGUUCCCCUCAGAUAUGUACGGUAUUAUGACGCAAAGAUCCGAUUCCGCUCGACCAAGACCCUAUGCAGAGCUGGAUCAGGUGUUGCACACUCUGGGCGGUUAUGUACUCUUGCUACAUGUAAUUGCAUCAGAUUCUAAAGCUCUAACAAGUUGCACUGAACUGCGUCUUGCGAAGCUUGAACCAUAUCUUUGAUUUUUCUAUUUGUUGCCUUUUAGCCAAAUUUUAUUAAUAAGAAGCUGAUACCUAAUACGCUGAUAUUCCAUGUGCGAAAUUCUACAGCAUAUUCUGCAGUACCCAUGCGUACUAUUAUUACUGCUCAUUCGUUUCAUUUGUGUGUUUUGGAUCUCUUUGUUCGAUGUACACAGAUUUUAUUUAUGA
Molecule: messenger RNA, 4626 nt
Organism: Sycon ciliatum
Lineage: Eukaryota; Metazoa; Porifera; Calcarea; Leucosolenida; Sycettidae
Exons: 4
Coding region: 1146-2516 (456 amino acids)
Source: RefSeq, a predicted model, not a curated record